AUGACUGCCAUUGGCGUGAUGAAACUUUUAUGUCAUACUACCAGAAAUGAGAACAGGUAUGCAAAAAGAUUCUUUGGUACUCUUCUGACACAGAUAUCACAAAAAAGGGCCUUUUCUCCAUUCUGCAUGGUGGUACCUGACCACAAAUCAGCUGUGUUUGGACUUACUCAACCAUUUUGUACAGCUGAAAAAUCUCAAACAGCACCAAAAAGCAAAGCACAAUUUGGAAGUGUUGGGCGAAGAAUUCCCUAUUGGAUGUUGCAUGUCAUCAAUCAGGAUGGAGAGAGCUUAGGACAUAUGUACUGAGCAGAGGCACUCCAACUUAUGGAUCAGCAUAACCUGAAACUAGCUCUUCUUUGUGAGAACGCAGAUCCUCCUGUAUACAGACUCAUGACUGGGCAGCAGAUUGACGAAGAACAGCUUAGAUGUGCAGAGAAGAAAAAAGCAAGUCCAAAACCAGGGGUGGUCCAGAAGGAGUUAUCAAUUUCUUCAACUAUUGCCAAGAAUGACUUAGAGACCAAGACUAAACAGAUAGAACAUUGGAUUGAAAAGAAACACCAUGUUAAAAUUACCAUCCUGCAAGCAAGGGAUAGCAACACAGACAUGUUCCUGCUUUAA
Messenger RNA from Dryobates pubescens (Downy woodpecker), 618 nucleotides. RefSeq names its product translation initiation factor IF-3, mitochondrial. The record is from RefSeq and is a predicted model, not a curated record. Gene Ontology annotation, biological process: mitochondrial translational initiation; ribosome disassembly. Gene Ontology annotation, molecular function: ribosome binding; translation initiation factor activity. NCBI's taxonomy places the organism in Eukaryota, Metazoa, Chordata, Aves, Piciformes, Picidae. Gene Ontology annotation, cellular component: mitochondrion.